Messenger RNA from Vicia faba (fava bean), 1005 nucleotides. The record is from the annotation of a GenBank genome assembly. NCBI's taxonomy places the organism in Eukaryota, Viridiplantae, Streptophyta, Magnoliopsida, Fabales, Fabaceae.
AUGGAGUUAGGAAUGAGAGAUUUUCUGAAAAAGUGUGGUGGCGCCGCCGUGAUAGACGGUGGUUUUGCAACUGAGCUUGAACGCCAUGGAGUAGACCUCAACGAUCCACUUUGGAGUGCCAAAUGCCUCUUCACUUCUCCUCACCUCGUCCGAAGGGUUCACCUUGAUUACCUUGACGCAGGAGCAAACAUAAUAUUAACAUCAUCUUAUCAGGCUACAAUUCAAGGUUUUGAAGCUAAAGGCUUCUCAAAGGAAGAAGGUGAAACUCUCCUUAGAAGAAGCGUAGAGCUUGCAAUCGAGGCGCGCGAUAUUUAUAACGAUAGGUGCACGAAGGAUUCGUUUGAUUUUAUCAGAGAUGAAAGGCAUGGAAGCCGUCCAAUUAUAGUUGCAGCUUCUGUUGGAAGCUAUGGCGCCUAUUUGGCCGAUGGCUCUGAAUAUACAGGGAACUAUGGCGAUUCCGUCACUGUUCAGACACUCAAAGAUUUUCACAGGGAAAGAGUAAAGAUUCUCGUUGACGCAGGUGCUGAUUUAAUUGCUUUUGAAACAAUUCCAAACAAGCUUGAUGCACAGGCUUAUGUUGAACUUAUGGAGGAAGAAGGAAUAGAUACUCCUGCAUGGUUUUCUUUUUCUUGCAAGGAUGAAAACAAUGUGGCUAGUGGUGAUUCUAUUUUAGAUUGUGCUUCGAUUGCUAAUUCGUGUCGACAAGUUGUUGCGGUUGGAGUUAACUGUACUGCUCCUAGAUUUAUUCAUGGCUUGAUUUCAUCUAUUAAAAAAGUAACAACUAAACCAAUACUGGUGUAUCCCAACAGUGGAGAGACUUAUAAUCCUGAUAACAAUCAAUGGGUGAAAUCAAGUGUGGAAGCAGAGGAAGACUUUGUCCCUUACAUAGGAAAGUGGCGUUAUGCUGGGGCUUCUCUCUUUGGUGGCUGCUGUAGAACCACUCCCAAAACAAUUAGAGGCAUAGCUGAGGCAAUAUAUGAAAAACCUCAUGGAAAAUCAAUAUAA